Malassezia vespertilionis is the source of this 1287-nucleotide messenger RNA. RefSeq names its product RNA helicase (gene SUB2). The record is from RefSeq and is a predicted model, not a curated record. The coding region runs from base 1 to 1287 and encodes 428 amino acids. Lineage: Eukaryota; Fungi; Basidiomycota; Malasseziomycetes; Malasseziales; Malasseziaceae. The transcript has a single exon. Gene Ontology annotation, molecular function: ATP binding; RNA helicase activity; RNA binding. Gene Ontology annotation, biological process: mRNA export from nucleus; mRNA splicing, via spliceosome.
AUGGAGAACGAGGAUUUGAUUGAUUACGAGGAGGAAGUGUCGGUGCCCACCACGGCUCCGGCGGAGGGUGCACCUGCAGCGGCUUCCGGUGAAGAGAAAGACAAGAAGGGCAGCUACGUGGGUAUCCACUCUACGGGUUUUCGUGACUUUUUGCUGAAGCCAGAGCUGCUGCGUGCCAUCAGUGACCUCGGUUUCGAGCACCCGUCUGAGGUGCAGCAGGAGUGCAUUCCGCAGUCGAUCCUUGGUAUGGACGUACUGUGUCAGGCCAAGUCCGGUAUGGGUAAGACUGCCGUGUUUGUGCUCGCUACGCUCCAGCAGAUUGAGCCCGUCGAUGGCGAGGUGUCUGUGCUUGUGCUUUGCCACACUCGUGAGCUUGCAUACCAAAUCAGGAAUGAAUACUCUCGUUUCACUAAGUACAUGCCAAACGUGCGCACGGGUGUUGUGUACGGCGGCACGCCGAUUCGCGAGGACCAAGCGAUGCUUGCAGACAAGACCAAGUGCCCGCACAUUCUCGUCGGCACGCCUGGUCGUAUGAACGCGCUUGUGCGUGACAAGAAUCUUAAGGUUGGCGAAGUGAAGCAUUUUGUUGUCGACGAAUGCGACAAAAUUCUCGAUAACCUCGACAUGCGCCGCGACGUGCAGGAAAUUUUCCGUGCCACGCCGCACCACAAACAAGUAAUGAUGUUCAGUGCUACGCUCGCCAAGGAGGCGCGUGAUGUAUGCAAGAAGUUUAUGCAGAACCCCCUCGAGAUCUACGUGGACGACGAGACGAAGCUCACGCUGCACGGUCUCCAGCAGUACUUUGUGCGUCUCGACGAGGCGGCAAAGAACCGCAAACUGAACGAUCUUUUGGACAACCUCGAGUUCAACCAGGUAAUUAUUUUUGUCAAGUCUGUUGCUCGUGCGAACCAGCUUGACAAGCUGCUCCGCGAGAGCAACUUUCCCUCCAUCUCGAUCCACGGUGGUCUCCCCCAAGACGAGCGCAUCAAGCGUUACCAGCAGUUCAAAAACUUUGAGAAGCGUAUCCUGGUCGCGACUGAUAUCUUUGGUCGCGGUAUCGAUGUCGAGCGUGUCAACGUCUCUAUCAGUUACGAUACGCCCUCUGACGCAGAUUCGUAUUUGCACCGCGUUGGUCGGGCUGGUCGCUUUGGUACCAAGGGUCUUGCCAUCACGUUUGUGUCCAGUGAUGAAGAUGCAGAGGUGCUCAAGCAGAUCCAGAGCCGCUUCGAGGUCGCUAUCCCGGAGCUGCCCGAGAACAUCGAGGCUAGCUCUUACAUGAAUGCAUAG